Messenger RNA from Hippocampus zosterae (dwarf seahorse), 3164 nucleotides. RefSeq names its product RecQ helicase-like (gene recql). The transcript is spliced from 15 exons. NCBI's taxonomy places the organism in Eukaryota, Metazoa, Chordata, Actinopteri, Syngnathiformes, Syngnathidae. Gene Ontology annotation, biological process: double-strand break repair via homologous recombination; DNA replication. Gene Ontology annotation, molecular function: four-way junction helicase activity; 3'-5' DNA helicase activity; nucleic acid binding. The record is from RefSeq and is a predicted model, not a curated record. Gene Ontology annotation, cellular component: cytoplasm; chromosome. Bases 325 to 2721 code for a protein of 798 amino acids.
CCUCAUUACGGUACAAAAUAAAAUUUCAAAUGUAUACAUUUUGUGUCGACAUUUAAUAUUUGUAUUUUUGUUUAAAAGAAAUUGGGUGACUUUCUGCUAUUCAUUCCGAAUGGUAACCUGGAGACAAAACCCAGUUCGCAAGCCCAUAAAACUACAGCCAUAGUAACCGUCAAGUGUGUUCAACAACAAGGAAAGCGAACACUGUUCGAAUGGUCAUUUGCAUUUUUAGAGGUGACUAAAGUAUUUGAACUUUAGUACAGCUCGCUCUGCGUUCGAUGGAUUCAUAUUUAUGAGGUUGGCAGAUAAUUAACGCCCGUUCAUACGAUGGAUGGUCUUGGUCAGACAAAUGGUGUUCAGGCCGAGCUGGACUGUGUGGAGGCCGAGCUGGAGCUUGUGGAGCUUCAGAUAGCAGAGCUCCAUGAAAAGAAAACAGAGUUGAGUUCCCGCAAGAAUGCGCUGCUGUGCAAGCUGGAGGAGGCCUGUGUUGCUGCAUCUGCAUCAUCUUCAUCAAGCCAGUCUUCCAGAGGUGGCUCUGAACUGAGCAAAGAUGAAAUGCAGCACUAUGAUGGCACAGAUUUUCCGUGGUCCAAAGAUGUGAAUCACCACCUGAAGGAUUCGUUUCACAUUUCCAAGUUCAGACCCCUGCAGCUGACGGCCAUCAAUCUGACAAUGUCUGCAAAAGAUCUAUUUUUGGUCAUGCCCACCGGCAGAGGGAAAAGCCUCUGCUAUCAGCUACCUGCAAUCUGUUCCGACGGUUUUACAUUGGUUGUGACUCCCCUGGUGUCGCUGAUGGAGGAUCAGAUCAUGUACCUGAAGUCCAUCGACGUGGCGGCUGAAAUGCUCAAUGCUUCUAGUAGCAAGAAUCAAUCAAAGUCAGUUUUAGCCGGCAUGAUCGACAGGAAUCCCCCAUUCAAGCUCCUGUACGUGACUCCGGAGAAAAUCGCCAAAAGCAAGAUGUUCAUGUCCCGCCUGGAGAAAGCCUACAAGGCGAAUCUUCUGAGUCGCAUCGCCGUCGACGAGGUGCACUGCUGCAGCCAGUGGGGGCAUGACUUCAGACCAGAUUAUAAACUCUUGGGCAUCCUGAAGAGGCAGUUUCCGACGGUGCCGAUGAUUGGGCUCACGGCCACGGCAACCAGCGGCAUCCUCAAGGACUGCGAAAAGAUCCUGUGCUUGCAAAAGCCAAUCUCGCUCACCACCUCGUUCAACCGCAGCAAUCUCUAUUAUGAGGUACGCGCGAAAGCUUCUUGCAACGUGUUGAUCGACGACAUUGCCUCACUGAUAAAGGGCCGUUACAAGGACCAAUCAGGGAUCGUGUACGUAUUCUCUCAGAAGGACGCCGAGUCCGUGUCCUAUGAACUCCAGCAGAGGGGCAUCGUGACCGCCCCCUACCAUGCCAACUUGAACCCAGACGAUAAGUCUUGCACUCAUCGCAAGUGGACGGCCGGCGAAAUCCAGGUGGUGGUGGCCACGGUGGCAUUUGGCAUGGGAAUAGACAAGCCCGAUGUCCGCUUUGUCAUCCAUCACACCAUCAGCAAGUCCGUUGAAAACUACUACCAGGAGAGCGGACGGGCGGGUCGGGACGAUCUUCCGGCCGACUGCAUCGUCUACUUUGGCUUCGCCGACAUCUUCCGCAUCAGCACCAUGGUCGUCAUGGAGAACGUGGGUCAACAGAAGCUGAAUCAGAUGGUGGCUUACUGCCAGAACGUCGACAGGUGUCGCCGCUCUCUCCUGGCAGUUCAUUUCGAUGAAGUGUGGGACCAAAAACUCUGCGACCAGAUGUGCGAUACGUGCCGCAGCGAAACAGACAUCAUCACCGUGGACAUUACCGAACAUGCCCGUCAAGUGGUGGAGAUUUUGGAGCUCGCGGCAUCCGCGAAUGAGAAGCUAACUCCGCUCAAGUUGGUGGAGGCCUGGAUGGGGAAGGGCCCCGCCAAGCACAGGAAAUCAACGGAGACCACCACGCUGUCCCGCCGGCAGGCCGAGGAUGUGAUUGUCCACCUGCUGCUCCAAGGAUACCUCAGAGAGGAUUUCAGUUUCACCCCGUACACCACCCACUUCUACCUAAUGCUGGGCCGCAAGGCUCCGCUGCUGAAGAGCCAAACUCACACGCUGAGCAUGAAGAUGCGGUCGGCAUAUUCUCAGUCGUCGGCGGACGUGGCCCCACCCAGCGAGGAGAUCACUGAUGCGGUCUUUCACUCCUUUGUCAAGGAAAACAGCCAAUCGAAACCGAAAGAAUUUCAAGCACCCAAGCACCCGCCGAGGAACCCAAACGUGAACCGGGCCGAUGAGACGGACAAUCGCACUCGACGUGCAGUCGAAGUGAACGUUGAGAUCAAAACCCCAGCGAAACGUAAAUCCGCCACUCCGCAAAGAGCGAGAAAAAAGCCCCACGCAAAUGUCACGCCGCCGCUCGUUCCAUCUCCGUUCAUCGUCGACGACCCGCCGGCCCGCACGGUCCCCGGCUCUCCCUCCCAGGCGUCUUUCAUUUCCGAAACUGCGGCCGAGGAGCUCUGCGACCUGCGCAAUUACUACAGGAACCAACUUCGGAGAAUAAACUACAUCUCGCAGGAGUAUCUGGGGCAGCCCGACGAGUCAGGACUGCUGGCGUGUAUCCGGCAACCUUUGAAGUCCCUGCGGCUGCCCCGCAGAACGGCCAUCACCCAGACGGCUCGUAGCUUGUGGACGCGGGUCAGCGGCCGCAGGAAGCUGCUCCGCCGGUGACCGUUGGGGUUUCUCUUGUGGUUAAAACUGUGCUUUGCCGCUCCGUUGCCGGCGUUUCAAUAAAUAUCUGAUUUUGCUAUGCCGCCGUCCUCCUGUCGAAUGGAUUUUUCAAGCCCGGGGUCUCACACGCAGCUCCAGUCCCCCCCCCCUCCCUCACCACCGCCGCUCUUUUCACGGGACUGACCUCUGGCCAUGCUCAUCUCAAGACAGUCUAAAGCGAUUAUUCGCAUCGCUGUCGUUUCAAGUAUGGGAGACAUCCGCGACCGCGUGCCACGUGAAGCGCAUCCGUCGACGGCGGGGAGAGAGUGAUAUUCAUUUCAAAAGGAUGCCAGAGCGAUAGAAGAAGCAGCCAGAAGAUAGAGGGAAAAAAAAAAAGCAGGCAGAUGCCAGGUAGUCUUUGCAUUAUUCAUAUCAGCACACGCCACGUUAUGGUUUCAAUAAUA